CGGGAAAGUGCCACCGCCUCCGCGGUUUCACUUUCGAUUUCGUCCCGUUGUCGGAGGCUGGACUUGUGGGGCUCCCAGAGCGGGCAUUCCGGGUCUCAGCCACGAGAUUUCUGAUCAGGAUUGUUACAAUGAGUCUACGGAAGCAAACUCCCAGCGACUUCUUAAAGCAAAUCAUUGGACGACCAGUGGUGGUAAAACUAAAUUCUGGAGUGGAUUAUCGAGGGGUCCUGGCUUGUCUGGAUGGCUAUAUGAAUAUAGCCUUGGAGCAGACAGAAGAAUAUGUAAAUGGACAGCUGAAGAAUAAGUAUGGGGAUGCAUUUAUCCGAGGAAACAACGGUAAUAUUCCUUCACUCUGUAGUGUAGUUGUACAACAUCUGAACUAA
This is a messenger RNA of Myotis davidii, 383 nucleotides long. RefSeq names its product LSM6 homolog, U6 small nuclear RNA and mRNA degradation associated (gene LSM6). Lineage: Eukaryota; Metazoa; Chordata; Mammalia; Chiroptera; Vespertilionidae. The record is from RefSeq and is a predicted model, not a curated record. Bases 129 to 383 code for a protein of 84 amino acids. Gene Ontology annotation, molecular function: RNA binding. Gene Ontology annotation, cellular component: U4/U6 x U5 tri-snRNP complex; P-body; nucleolus. The transcript has 3 exons. Gene Ontology annotation, biological process: mRNA splicing, via spliceosome; maturation of SSU-rRNA.